ACAGAGAAGAACAAGAAGACACAACCGACGUCCAAGCCUUCGACAACCACAAGAAGACACUCUACAGACACUACCGAGAGAAAGAGGACCGCAAGACUUUACUAAUCGCCUUUCGCGAUUGUAGAAAACUAGAAUCGCGUUGCAGAGAUUUUCAUAGCACAGCAAGAGAGAGGGAAGAAGGCUCGAAUAUUUAAAAAAAAUCUUCUUCCUGGACGAGAAAUUCAAGUCGGCCCACAUCUGAGAAGAGCGAAGAGAGAGAAACACACAGACGCUGCGCUUUUGAGGAGGAAGAAGUGUCAGAAAUAUUUCCACAUCUUGAUUGGCAUUUCCUGCAUCGUUCCAGGGCUCAGCUCCACAGCGGAAACGCAACCCACAUCCUGGUAUAUAAAAACACAGUCCGCCCUACAACACUAGUCAGUCGGGGACACGCUACCAGAAGGAUCAAAACAGAAGAUUUCAACCUCUUUGUUUUCUACCGAAGUUGUACUAUAAAGUGCCUGUGAGGUUCGUAUCUACGGGACUGUUCUAACCUUAACUCGAGUGGCCGCGCCAAGCAAGCUUCGGUCGCAGACGAAAGCAAAACCCCGCCAACUCCAAGUCCAAGACAGCGCCCAAGAAAACAGAGCAUCGUUGACUUAAGACUCCUCCACUCAACCGUCUCGCCGAAGACUCCAGACACUUUCCAUUCCAAGGAAAACUGAGGUGUCCGUCUAAGACUUAUUUUUUCCUCAGACUCAGACCAAAGCGGCAAGUAGCAAAGAUGGUGACGACCACUACCAUGACCACAUCUAUCCCUAUGGGGAAUAUGACGACUGAUCCAGAGAAACAGCCACUACCCAACGGCCCACCUCAAACUUACACGAGCCGAGAUGGGAAGUGGAAGGACAGCUACGACCCUGAGCCGAACGCCGUCAGCCAGAUGGACCUGGUCGACGAUGGGGAUGAGAACAAGGAGCGCGGGAACUGGUCCAACAAGGCCGACUACAUUCUCUCUUGUAUCGGCUACGCUGUCGGACUCGGCAACGUCUGGAGGUUCCCCUACCUCGCCUUCGAGAAUGGCGGAGGAGCGUUCUUGAUCCCGUACAUCGUGAUGUUGGUGUUUGCCGGCCUCCCCAUCUUCCUGCUCGAGACGUCGCUGGGACAAUUCGCCAGCCAGGGACCUAUCCGUAUCUGGCGUUGCCUGCCGCUCUUCCAGGGUAUCGGUUACACUCAGGUCAUAGCGUCUGCGCUUGUGGGAAUCUACUACAACUGCAUCAUCGCGUACACGCUCUUCUACCUGUUCUCGUCUUUCACCUCUGACCUCCCGUGGAGAACCUGCGACAACACGUGGAACACCGGGGACUGCGUCGACACAAACUCGCUCAAAAACUGGACUGGGAACAUUUCGGACCGAGUCAGCCCAAGUGAGGAAUACUGGGAUCGGUACAUGCUGUCGCGCUCCGCUGGCAUUGGUGAGCCUGUGACGGUGAAGUGGCAGUUGGCUCUCUGCCUCCUCCUGGCCUGGAUUGUUGUGUACUUCAGUCUCAUCAAGGGCAUCAAGUCUUCAGGAAAGGUUGUGUACUUCACGGCUACCUUCCCCUACGUUGUCCUCCUGAUCCUGCUGAUCCGCGGAGUCACGCUAGAGGGCGCUCUUGAGGGCAUCAAGUUCUUCAUCGUACCAAAGUGGUCCCAGAUCGCAAACGCAAAGGUAUGGAAAGAUGCUGCUGCCCAGAUUUUCUUCUCCCUGUCGGCUGCAUGGGGAGGACUGCUGACUCUGGCCUCCUAUAACAAGUUCAAGAACAACACCAUUCAUGACGCGCUGAUUGUGGCCUUGACCAACUGUGCAACGAGUGUGUUCGCCGGUUUUGUUAUCUUCUCCAUCCUCGGUCACAUGGCUCUGAAACUGAACCUAACCGUGCCGGAAGUCGCAAAAUCAGGUUUUGGCCUGGCGUUUGUAGCAUAUCCGGAGGCCCUGACUCUGCUGCCAGUCUCACCACUCUGGGCCAUUAUCUUCUUCCUCAUGCUCUUCACCCUCGGAUUGGACAGUCAGUUCACGAUAGUGGAGACGGUUGCUACGGCGAUCUGCGACGGCUGGCCGACGCUGUUGAGGCAGAAGAAAUGGCUGGUGAUGCUGACGAUCUCCGUGUGCUGCUACCUGCUCGCCAUGCCCUGCCUCACACAUGCUGGCAUCUACCAUGUUGUGCUGAUCGACUCCUAUGCCGGCACCUACCCCCUCAUCAUCGUGGCUAUCAUGGAGUGUAUCGGCAUCUCUUACCUCUACGGACUGAGACGUUUCUGUAAGGACAUUGCGAUGAUGGCCGGAUAUCAGCCCAACUACUACUGGCAGGCAAACUGGGCCUUCAUCACACCGGCCCUGCUUACUUUCGUCCUGAUCUUCAGUUUCGUGUUUCACGAGGAUGUGUCCUACGGCGACUACACGUACCCGCUCUGGGCCGUUACCCUUGGCAACCUGAUUCUGGUCUUCUGCGCCAUCUGGAUCCCCGGUGUGGCCAUCUUCUGGCUCAUCGUCACUCCAGGGUCGUUCUGGGAGCGUCUGCGUAAGGUGACGUCCCCGACAGACACGUGGGGCCCUCACCUGCCCCAGCACCGCGACGAACGCUACGCCAACAUGGCCAACCCUUCCGCUGGCAUCGGCGCCAAGUACACACCCAACGACGGCACAAAGCUUUAGACUGCACUACCAACAUGUACUAGGCUGCCGACUUGGACAGAGUUAAGCUAGCUUCCAAAAAAUGACUUAUUGGUUUCUGAGACUGACUGACGGUUGAAUCUUGGCAUGACAGCACAACAUUUUAGGCCCUGCUGUCAUUGACACAUAGGAUUCUGACUGGGACAGAGUUAAGCUAGCUUCCGACUAUUAAAGGUCUUGCCUGCUCUAGAUUCUCUUCAGCAACCUGAAUUUCUGCUGGAAAAAAUGACUUCUUCGCUUCUGAGAUUGACUGAGUUGAAUCUUGGCAUGAUGGCACAAAACUUUAGACCA
Molecule: messenger RNA, 2980 nt
Organism: Branchiostoma belcheri (Belcher's lancelet)
Lineage: Eukaryota; Metazoa; Chordata; Leptocardii; Amphioxiformes; Branchiostomatidae
Product: sodium- and chloride-dependent glycine transporter 2-like
Exons: 15
Coding region: 761-2671 (636 amino acids)
Biological process (GO): sodium ion transmembrane transport
Cellular component (GO): membrane
Molecular function (GO): L-proline transmembrane transporter activity
Source: RefSeq, a predicted model, not a curated record